Molecule: messenger RNA, 504 nt
Organism: Phytophthora sojae
Lineage: Eukaryota; Oomycota; Peronosporomycetes; Peronosporales; Peronosporaceae
Exons: 4
Coding region: 1-504 (167 amino acids)
Source: RefSeq, a predicted model, not a curated record
AUGCGGCUCUGCAACCGCUGCCGCGAUCACCCGCGCGACGGGUGGCGUGCUCCGUCGCCGCGCGAGCUAGCGAGCGCUCACUUGGGUUUGUACCCGGACGAGAGCAAGUGGGGCACCCGCGCAGCCCUUGCAGCAGCGCACGGCGAGCUGACGGACGAGAACGAGCUGGUGGACGACGACGAGGUCGUGGACGAAGACGAGCUGGUGGACGAAGACGUGCUGCCGGACGAAGACCAGGGCGACGAUGAGCUGCAGUGGAUCGAUGACAAGCUGCAGGAUGAUGACGAGCAGACGGACGACGACGUGCUGCCGGACGAGAACGAGCUGUCGGACGAGCUGCCGGACGAAGACAACGUUCUGCCGGACGAGGACGAGGUGCCGGGCGAUGCCGAGCUGACGGACGAGAACGAGCUGCCGGACGUGAACGAGCUGACGAACGAGAACGAGCUCCAGAACGACGAGAGCGAGUCGCAGGACGACAACGCGCUGCCCUGGUUGUACUGA